This is a messenger RNA of Annulohypoxylon truncatum, 3358 nucleotides long. RefSeq names its product DUF1620-domain-containing protein. NCBI's taxonomy places the organism in Eukaryota, Fungi, Ascomycota, Sordariomycetes, Xylariales, Hypoxylaceae. The record is from RefSeq and is a predicted model, not a curated record. The coding region runs from base 144 to 3053 and encodes 969 amino acids. Gene Ontology annotation, molecular function: protein binding. The transcript has 2 exons. Gene Ontology annotation, biological process: protein folding in endoplasmic reticulum. Gene Ontology annotation, cellular component: EMC complex.
UCGCAACUUACAACUUAUAACUAAACAGCGGGUACCUUAGCUAGACGACCAGACGAACCGCGAUGUCCGAGACCAUUUAACACGACAUUCCCGGUUAACCUAGCAUCUAAUAGCGUUGAGAAGCCUCAGCGCAUCUAUUCAAGAUGCAUAUACCGGUACAAACGCUGUCAAUCGCGGUGCUGCUAGCUCUGCCUGCAGCCGUGCGUGCCGUCUUCAAAGACGAGGCCGGCCACAUCGACUACCACCACGAGCUCCUCGGAGUGCCACAACGCGAAACCACAUUCUUCCACCGACCCAGACCGCAAGACAAGGCGAGCCUUCUGUACACCCUCAGCGAUCUAGGCGUUCUCGGCGCCGUCAACCCGGGCAAUGGCGCCGUCGUAUGGCGGCAGCUGUUAAGCAAUAAUCUUACCGAUGGGGGAGGCCAUCUAAGAGCCGGGGAAGAUGAGACGUGGCUGGCUAGUGCCUUGGGUAGCUCCGUGCAUGCGUGGGACGCUAUUAGCGGACGCAAUGUCUGGACAUUGGAUUUCGAGGGAGAGGUUAAGGACUUGGAGAUCAUGGAGAUGACGGCGAACGAUCACAAGGAUGUUCUGGCACUACAUCAAGAGGAUGGCACGACUGUUACACGAAGAAUACAUGGAACUGAGGGACGUGUGGUCUGGGAGUUUAGGGAGGUUACUAGUAAUGUGCCUCUGCAGGUCAGCACCAACAUCGAUAAGGUGUUCGUCGUUACUCUCCACGGAUCAUUCCUAUCGUACAACCUGAAGGUCAUCGUCCUAGAUACCUUGACCGGAAAGAAGCUCGACGAGAUCGUCAUCGGCACGAAAGGCGAGGUGCAGAAGCCGGAGGACGUGCAAUUCGUCGGCGCCAACUCCGCCGCUCCGGUCGUCGCUUGGACGGACAAUAACCUGACGAAGCUCAAGGUCAACGUCCUCGGCUCUAAGAACGCGCAGGAGUUCCCCCUCGUACCUGACACGGCGAGCGUGGAGGUUCACGCCCCGCAUACCACUCGAUCCUCGCCGCAUUUCCUCGUACACAGCCGAACUAAGAAGGGAAGCAAGGCGGAUGUGUUCCACGUUGAUCUCAAGAGCAAUGCUAUUACCAAGGCUUACGACCUGCCACUGCUCGAGGGAGGAAGCGCUUUUUCUACUAGUUCAUCUGCUUCCAAUGUCUACUUUACUCGGGUGACUGCCGACGAAGUCAUUCUCACUUCGUCUGUUUCUCACGGUAUCCUAGGCCGCUGGCUUCUGAAAUCGGGGGCUGAGGAGCUGAUUGCUGUACACGGCGUUUCUGAGGUCGUCAAGAAAGCGGAGGAUACAUAUGCCGUAAGAUCGGCUAUCGUCACGGAUGCCGAUGACUGGACACAGAUCGUCAAUGGGGAUGUCUCUUGGACUAGACCCGAAGGUCUCAGUGGCGCCGUUGCGGCUACGUGGGCGGAGAUCCCCGAGUCGGAAGAUUUGGCGAAGACACUGGAAGCUGAAGCUCACACUGAUCCCUGGUCUGCUUUCGUGCACCGGUUGACUCGUCAUAUCGACGAACUCGAGUAUUUGCCGGCAUACUUACAGGCUAUUCCCCAACGACUUUUCGCUAGCAUUGUUGGCUCAGAAACUUCAGCGUCUAGCGGUACGCUUUCACGGGACAGCUUUGGAUUCAACAAGCUUGUUGUUCUAGCGACGAAACGUGGCAAGUUGUACGGUCUUGACGCUGGCAACCACGGAAGAAUUGUCUGGUCCAAGUCGGCCAACGAAACCCCCGGGAGCAAGCCUUGGGAUGUCAAGGCCAUCUACGCUGAUGAUGCAAAAGGAAUUGUUACCGUCCGCGGCGCUCAGGGCGAAUUCAUCAUUGUCAAGUCGGAUACCGGUAAGACCAUCGAGUCAAUGCCCGUUGGCCUAUUUCCACCGGUCGAAAGCGCCGUUCUAGUGGACAGCGACGCUGGACCUUGGCUGUUACCUAUCGGUGAAGGCGGGAACAUUGCCGAAGUACAGAGUCAAUUCGCCCCUAAGCAGACUGUUAUUACAAGGACGAGUGAUGGCGGACUCAAAGGUGUAAAGUUUGAGUCAAAGGGCGAGCUGGCUGCCGAAGUCCCAACUUGGAUUUUCACACCCCCUGCCGGACAAAAAAUCGUCGAGGUGGCGAGCCGUUCUAAGCACGAUCCGAUUGCGUCGAUCGGCCGAGUGCUAGGGGACCGUACCGUUAAGUACAAGUACUUGAAUCCCAACACCAUAGUAGUUGCCGCGAUCGACGAGCAGGCAACUUCGCUCACAGUCUACCUACUCGAUACGGUAUCCGGACAAGUCUUAACGUCAUCAACCUACGAAGGAGUCGACCCAACUAAAGACAUAACCUGCGCCGUAGCCGAGAACUGGUUCCUCUGCUCCUUCUUCGGCCAGUACAAGCUCCGCGAAGCGCAGUCCCAGCAACUGAAGGGCUACCAAGUCGUCGUGUCCGACCUCUACGAGUCCGACUCGGCCAACGACCGCGGGCCCCUCGGCGACGCGGCUAACUUCUCGUCCCUGGACCCGGUCGACACGCCGACGGGCCCGUACCUGCCGUCGGUCACAUCCAAGACGUACAUCCUCUCGGGCCCCAUCACCGCGCUCGCCGUCACGCAGACGCGCCAGGGCAUCACGAGCAGACAGCUGCUGGCGUACAUGCCGGAUUCCCGCGCCAUCGUCGGCGUGCCGCGGCUCGCGCUCGAGCCCCGCCGCCCCGUCGGCCGCGACCCGACGCCCGCCGAGAUGGAGGAGGGCCUGUCGCGGUACGUUCCUGCUAUCGAGCUUAACCCGCAGAUGCAGCUCACGCACCAGAGGGAGGUGCUCGGCGUGAGGCAGAUUAUUACUACGCCUGCCGCGCUCGAGAGCACGUGUCUUGUCUUCGCGUACGGGGUGGAUGUGUUCGGCACGAGGGUCGCGCCGAGUCUGGCGUUCGAUGUGUUGGGGAAGGGGUUUAAUAAGGUGGCGCUUUUGGGCACGGUGGUUGCGCUUGUUGUGGGGGUUGGGGGGUUGAGGGGUUUGGUCCGCAGGAAGCAGAUCGAUGCCCGGUGGAAGUCGUAAAAUUGACGAAAGAAUUAUACGAUCAAAACGACAAAAAGGGGGAGGCCUACCUGAUGAGAGAAAAGGGGUUAUGAUAAAUAAGUAGAAGGAAAGAAAUGAAUAGGGAUAAGGAGGUCGAACUGUAUACUAUUUCCUAGGGGAGAAGUGCCAUUUUAGAGCCGAGCAGUUGACUUUGGCUCGUAGAUGGGUAUCGAAUACAAGUUUCUAUUGACGUAUGUCUAUUAUUUCCGUAGAUUCACGACGUGAUAGACUUGGGAUUAUCUAUAUAAGUCAUGAUCGGUGCCAAUGCGAGCAAUACUUAUAUC